This is a messenger RNA of Chionomys nivalis (European snow vole), 2036 nucleotides long. RefSeq names its product NIMA related kinase 11 (gene Nek11). Gene Ontology annotation, biological process: protein phosphorylation. Gene Ontology annotation, molecular function: ATP binding; protein kinase activity. Lineage: Eukaryota; Metazoa; Chordata; Mammalia; Rodentia; Cricetidae. The record is from RefSeq and is a predicted model, not a curated record.
AUGCUGAAAUUCCAAGAGACUAAGUGUGCGAGCUGGUGCUCAGCCACUUCCAAGUAUCCAGCUCCCUUGAUUGCAAGAAGAUAUGUUCCUCAGCAGAAACUUGGCAGCGGGAGUUUUGGAACUGUCUAUCUGGUAUCAGACAAGAAAGCCAAACAGGGGGAGGAGCUAAAGGUACUCAAGGAAAUCUCUGUUGGAGAAUUAAACCCGAAUGAAACUGUUCAGGCCAGUGUGGAAGCCCAGCUCCUUUCCAAGCUAAAUCAUCCAGCCAUUGUCAAGUACCAUGCAAGCUUCGUGGAGCAGGAUAAUUUCUGCAUUAUCACAGAAUACUGUGAGGGCCGAGAUCUGGACUAUAAAAUUCAGGAAUAUAAAGAAGCUGGGAAAAUCUUUCCUGAAAAUCAAAUUGUGGAAUGGUUUAUCCAGUUGUUGCUUGGAGUUGAUUAUAUGCACGAGAGGAGGAUACUCCAUCGAGACUUGAAAUCAAAGAAUGUAUUUCUGAAAAAUAAUCAACUUAAAAUCGGGGAUUUUGGAGUUUCUCGACUGCUAAUGGGAUCGUGUGAGCUGGCUACAACUUUAACCGGGACUCCCCAUUAUAUGAGUCCUGAGGCCCUGAAGCACCAAGGCUAUGAUGCCAAGUCUGACAUCUGGUCACUGGCAUGCAUUUUAUAUGAGAUGUGUUGCAUGGAUCACGCGUUUUCUGGUUCCAGUUUCUUGUCUGUGGUUUUAAAUAUUGUUGAAGGUGACACACCUUCACUCCCCGAGAGAUUCUCACGAGAACUAAACACCAUCAUGGAACGCAUGUUGAACAAGAGUCCUUCCUUGAGACCAUCUGCUAUAGAAGUUUUAAAAGUCCCUUACAUCGACGAGCACCUUCAGCACCUGAUGUGUAAAUAUUCAGAUGCGACGCUGGAAGGCAAGAACUCGGUUUGUCAGAAGGAUGCUGUUCAUAUAAUUAGUGCCAUGCAGAAAAAGAUUCACCUGCAGACUCCGCAAGCCCUGUCUGAAGUGCAGAAAAUGACCCCGAGGGAAAGGAUGCGGCUGAGGAAGCUGCAGGCCGCUGAUGAGAAAGCCAGGAAGCUGAAAAAGAUUGUGGAAGAAAAAUAUAAAGAAAAUAGCAAGCAGAUGAAAGACUCAAGAUUCCGGGAGUUUGAACCUCUAGGAGUUGAUCUCUUAUCUCUUUAGAGGAAAAAAAAUCAUUUAAUGGUAAUGGAAGAAAAGGAGGCACGACCUGAGGGAAGACUUUCUUGUUCACCCCAGGCGGAAGAGGGAGCGGGGCAGCCAGGCAGGGAAGAGGAAUUAGAUGAACGGACUUCGGAGAACCUGCCUGACCCUCAGUCCCUUCCUUCCCUGGACCUCGACGAAGUAGAGUCAAGUUUAGACAACACCAUAGUUGGCCUUGGACAUUAUGGGAUCCCAGAAGACCCGCUGGUUGCUGAAGAGUAUUAUGCUGAUGCAUUUGAUUCCUGUUCUGAGGAGAGUGAGGAGCAGGAGGAAGAAAUGGUGUUCUCAGAGGCAGAGGGAGAAAUGAGGGACAAGGGAGCCCCACCUGCUUACAGAACAAACCAACAGGACAGUGAUAUUGAAGCCCUGGUUGGGUGUUUGGAAAAUGUCCUGGGUUGCACCUCUCUAGACACAAGGACCGUUACCAGUGCGGCUGCAGACAUGUCCCCCGGACCAUCAGUUUUCAACAGCGCGAUGGCCAGGACCAAGAUGAAACACGUGAAGGAAUCAGCCAUGCAGAAGCUAGGAACGGAAGUGUUUGAGGAGGUCUACAGUUACCUCAGGAGAGCAAGGCAUCAGAAGGCCUGUGAAGCAGAGAUCCGGGAGCACCUGGAGAUGGUGGUUCCUCGAGCCAGCGACUGCUUUGAAGUCGACCAGCUCCUCUACUUUGAGGAGCAGCUGCUGACCACAGAAGGAAAAGAGCCCACUCUCCAGAGCUGCCACUGUGAAGCUGCCACCAAAGAAGCACAUACAUUUCUGUGAAAAUCCAUGGGGUUUACACUCUGGAUUACAUCAUGGGAAACCAGUGCACAACUGGA